This is a messenger RNA of Etheostoma spectabile (orangethroat darter), 6616 nucleotides long. It is a transcript of the gene itprid2, whose product is annotated as ITPR interacting domain containing 2. NCBI's taxonomy places the organism in Eukaryota, Metazoa, Chordata, Actinopteri, Perciformes, Percidae. The transcript has 22 exons. Gene Ontology annotation, molecular function: signaling receptor binding. The coding region runs from base 241 to 4275 and encodes 1344 amino acids. The record is from RefSeq and is a predicted model, not a curated record.
UUUCUCCUCCGCUGUCCACCGCGGACACGCCCCCUCUGGUUUCAGGAAGCGGAAGCAGGAAUGUUGUAGUGUUUUCAGAAAAGUUUGGAGGAGUUUGACAGUUCGGAAGCAGAGACACAAACUGCGGAGAAACAUGACGGUGUGUUACCUGUUGCUGAUGUUGCUGUAGAGGUUUCAGUCUCCUCUGACUGACUGACUGACUGACUGACUGGCCUCAACCAGACACACAGAAAGGCAGAUAUGGAGAGUGGAUCUCUGGAAAUGGACACCAGCACUGCUCCAAAUCCCAGAGUGCAGUCAGACCGCUGCUUAGCCGGUCUGCGGCGUCGGGCCUGGGCCCGGAGUAGAGACUCCAUCUGGCAAGAGUCAGAAGCAGAGAGCUGUGGCCCCCAGGAGCCCCAACAGAAUGUAACGGAUGUGGAAGAACAAAGACCCUCAGAAGAACCAGAGCGAGUUCCUAACAAGAUCACCAGCUGGCUGAUUGAAUGCAGGACUCCCCUCGGAGCCUCUUUAGAUGAACAGAGUGCUUCUCCAAGCAAAGGAGUGCUGAAGAACGGCUGCAGCUUUGAAGAUGACCUUUCACUGGGAGCUGAAGCCAACCAUCUUCAGUCCAAUAACAAUAAAACUGAAUCCUGUUCUGGUCUUGCGGCGGAUCAGAAGAGGAAUCAGUAUAAAGAGAGAGCAAGAAGUAUGAACUCCACAGGAUCAGGGAAGAGCAGCACUGUUUCCAGUGUGUCAGAGCUGCUUGACCUGUACGAGGAGGACCCUGAAGAAAUCCUUUUAAAUCUCGGUUUUGGUCGAGAAGAACCCGACCUAGCCUCAAAGGUUCCCUCCCGUUUCUUCAGCAACAUCUCUACAGCGCGGGGCAUCGACAUCAAGGUCUACCUGGGAGCUCAGCUGCAGCGAAUGGAAGUGGAAAACCCCAACUACGCUCUGACUAGUCGUUUCCGUCAAAUCGAGGUCUUGACUACAGUAGCCAACGAGUUUUUCCAGCUCUACAGUCAGGUUUCUGGUCAGCCUGUCCAACGCAUCAGCUCCAGGGACCAAGCAGGAAACGGAGGAGAAAGAGGGGGAGAUGAGUCAUCUACUCCUCUGAGGAGGACCGGCUCGGCUCGGGACGUCGCCAAACUCCUCAAGAAAACGCUCAGCAAACACAACCUGUACGCAGCCGCCUCCGAGUCGCCUGAAGCGCACAGGUCCGACCAACACACACCGCCGAACGGACACGCAACCCCUGAUCACACCCACACCAACGGUCACACACACCCAGGUCCAGAAGAGGACGGCUGCAGUACAAUCUCUGACCUCCAGGCAGAGACUGUCAACCCGAAACCCAUGCGCAAGAAAGACAGCUAUUCCCUGGCAACGGUCGCCGAGGAAAUCAACGGAGAUGGAGACGACAGCCCUGAACAGAACAAAACUGCACCAACAGCCAAUGGAGAGCAUCAACCAGAAUCUGACUCUCAGUCAACCAGUCGGAGAAUAGAAGAAGGAACCCAGGUGGUCAAAGAGGAGGAGGAGAAGCUGACCUCUACCCCAGAGAAAGCCCCUCCCACCCUGGCUCCGCUCCAGCUGGUCCAGCUUCGCAUGGAAAACACAGACUCUUUCGACAUGGAGGAGAUUCAGAGUAACGAAGAUGAGGCUCUGCCACCCAAAACUUCCAGAGCCACUGAUCUGUUAAGGACAGUCAGUCAGCAGUCAGACAGCAGUGGUUUUGCUGAGGAGCCCUCCGCCGACUCCAACAGCAACCUCAAGGUGCAGGAGAGCAGUGACAGCUGUGACAGCGAGACCACUGUGACAUCACACCCCUCAUUGGAUGUGGCCACGCCCCUCGCAAUGGACCAACCAGCAUUCAACCUGCCAGAUGGCAGAAAGGAAGAGGCGGGGACUGCUAGUGAUGCUGGGGCUGAUGGGAGUUCAGAGCAGGUUCCACAGUACUCAUCCCACCACCUCCCAAGGAACAAACUUAAGGAAACGCCACAGGAUAGUACCCAGGAGGAGGAGCUAGUUGAGAGUGGGGACCGGACUGAUGCUGAACCAGAACCAGAACAGGAGAUUUCCCAGAGUUUGUCCGCUGUAGAACAAGAACCUCAACACAUCCAGAACCAGACCGAGACAGCUACAGACACAGAACCACCCAUAGAGGGAGUGGGUGCUGAGGACGAGGCCCAAGAAGACAAUCCAUUCUUGGAAGAUUCUCCACUUUGUUCUCCUCCUGCUCCAUCAUCUCCAGUUCUAAGCGCUCUGAUUCGAGCCAAACGGAGCCAGCUGACCCGGCUUGGACAGCGGGUUGACCCCCAGUCCGCCGAUUUGCCCCAAGUCCCUGGCAGAGGACGAGGAAGACGCGGCGUACCUAUGCAGCGGUCAUCUUCACUGCCCUCCUCGCUCCUUUCGCCCUCCAGGGUUGUGUCCUCUGUCAGGAUCCAGUUUGGGCGAGGUCAGGUGUCCUGCACGCAGCCCAGGUUCUCCUUCAAAUACAACCAGGAGGCCGAAGGGGACCGGGAAGAGGUAGAGGAGGAGGAAGGACAAACCAACUGUCUGUCUACCCUGAUUAUAAACCCUGCCUCCUCGUCUGCCUCUAUCAACCAACCACUAAGGCUUCCCACAGAAGCUCCCAUCCCACCUAAACCUAUCCCACGCCACCUGUUGCGGUCAACCUGUUCCCUGCAGAGCUGCAGCCCUCCUCCACCAGGAGGACCUUCCCCCUCCUGGAGUACCCAGAGUGUUCCUGAUCUCUCGUCCAAUCAGCGGCAGCCAGGCCAGUUCCAACAGAACAUUAGCACCAACCAAAACCAACAAAAUUGGAAUCCAGGACAGAUGAUGUUCCGUUGUCCUUAUCCUAAUCCUAACGCUGAGUAUGUUAACCCAAGUCCCAAUCCUAGUCCCAGCCUUAACGCUAGCCCAUACCCCUUCAUGCUGAACCCUCCUCCACAAUACCCUCCCCAUCCAUAUGCCAGUCUUCCUAACCUACUUCACCACCACAACUUGUCCCACCAUUCUAGUCUAAACAGUCUCUACCAACCUACAACUCCCACAUUGCCCCAGCACAACAGCCUCUCCAACUUUCAUCAGCCCUCCACUUCCACGGCACCUCACCACGUCAGUCUGGGCAACCUGCAUCCGAGAAUGCCAGCAAUGCACCACCAGGGCUACAGUCAUCUAUACGGCCAUCAGUCACCCUACCAUGCUACUCCUCAUGGCUCGCAGUUUGCCUCGCCCUACCUUGGCUACCAAGGGUACAACAUGAACCCAAACCUGACUUUUCCCCACCUAGCCCCAGAACACAGCCUCCAUCCGGGGUUUGCUCCUCCUGCUCCAGGUUUCUUGCCAGACCUGGCCUCAACCCUAAGCCCAGGUCACAGCCUCCAGCCGGGGCUGGCUCCUUAUGUUGCUCAAGGUCCGGGUCCCAUCCAGGGCCCGUCCAGCACCGAGAUGCAGCUGAGGAGAGUUCUGCAUGACAUCAGAGGAACGGUUCAGAGUCUGAGCCGGAACCAAGUCGACACUCCAGACGCGUUCAGGGAGCACAGAGCAGCUCUGGCCAGCCACCAGUCUCUGGCUGAGUUUAAGCAGAAGAGGCAAAGUCUAAACUUGUUCCGCAGUCAGAUGAUGGACCUGGAGUUGUCAAUUAUCCGACAGCAGGCUCUGGUCUACAAACACUUGAGCCCUGCCGACAGGAUGGAUAUGGAGCAGCUCCAGUCUCUGAGGUCGGCGGUCAGAGAGGAACUGCAGGAGCUGGAACAACAGCUGGAAGACAGACUGAUGGAGGUGACACAUCACACACAACACAGGAGUCUCCAUAGAGACGGCAGUGUUGACAGCCUGUCCACCGCCUCUGCACUGAGAGCCAUGGAGCCGGUGUCAGACCUGCUCAGAGAGCAGCUCUACCUUCAGUCUGAGCUCAGCUACGACGGUAACGCCCCCUCCACCAACUGCUCCUCCCGAUCCUCCAGUCCAGUCCGAGGAGGAAGCGGCGAGCAGAGAGGAGGCGUGUACCGGGCAUCAAUUAACAUAAACCCUGCCCCCCCUCCUCGACCCAACACACACACUGAGGAAGAGAAGGAGGGAGAGAGGGACGGAGGAGGAGGAGGUGAAGGACGAGAAGUACAAGAGGAGGAGGGAGCAGCAGGAGGAGUCAGAGUGGGGAACCUGCAGCAGCUUAUCAGAGAGAUUCGAGAAAGCGUGGCGCAAGAGGUCCGACAGGAGAUCUACAGCGAGCUGCUGGCUGCCGUGUCGCCAAAGCGAUCGCCCCUGCCCGGCAGGAAACACCAGCAGUAGUCGCAACAGCAAUGCACCGCCCCCUUUCACCCUCAGCCUUAGUAACCGCAGCCUGAGCAGCAACGCUGUCUGUCUGUAACACUGUAUAGCUGAGUAACGCUGUCUGUGUAGAACACUAUGUGUCUGUAACACUGUAUGUCUGGAACACUGAUGACAAAUGAGCACAUUGCCUACAUGUGAUAAACUCAGAUGGGACGUUUACGUGUCUGUUUGGUUCUAAUGUGUUGGUGUGAUGCAUGCUGGGAAAGCCAGUCUGAACCAUCCUGUGCACCAUCAGCUGUUUUUUUUUUUUUAAGCUGUUUUGAUCAAAAGCCAGGCCUCUAACUGCUACGUUGCCACUAAUACUAUGAGUACUACAACUAGGACUGCUAACAGUCCUACCAGUGCUACCAGUAACACCACUACUAGUCCCAGUCAUGUCCCCAUCAAGUUCUUUUGCCCCAGUUCAGUCCAUCCUGAUGAUGAUAAUAAUAAUAAUAAUAAUAAUAAUAAUAAAUAAUCAGUUGCUUUUCAUUUUUAGUCAUUCAUUCAUAUAGGCUGAUUGGAGUCUUAAACAUAUUAUCAGAGCAACACACAGGAGCAACUACCCUUACAAAUACUUUAAGUGCCUUAAUGAACUAUUGAUCCAAGCUGUUUGUCUGGGGUUACAUUCCUUGAUCCUAAAUAAGAGUAAAGUCUUAUGUCAGACUUUUCCCCUCUAAAGUUCCAUGCACAUUUCACCUUCUCUUAAGGUUUAGGGAGAUACUAAAAAUAUACAAUUAAGGUAUUAUGAUCCAACAUCUGUCAACAGUCUUUCAUCAUCAUCAUCAUCAUCAUCAUCAUCGUCGUCAUCAUCAUCGUCAUCGUCAUCGUCAUUGUGCUUUUGUUCCACUUGCCUCAUUCAUAGUCGAAUCUGUUUGUUUCUUUGUGAUUAGUGCUAAGCUAGGCUAAACACAUCCUGGACUGAAGGGGUUGGCAAAAUGUUGAAAAAACAAACAAUAACUCAAACUAUUUGAGUUGUGUGUGUGUGUGUUUGUGUGUGUAGGUGUGUGUGUGUAGGUGUGCAGGUGAAGAGGUUAGGGUUGUCAUGAGGUACUGUGGAGGUCAAAGCCCUACUCUGCAGCAGCAGGUUACAGUAAGUUGUCAUGGCAACAUUGAUGAUGAUGAUGAUGAUGAUGAUGUUGAUGAUGAUGGUGUAAUGUGGGGUUACAGAGAGGAGCUUAGCGAGCCGGGUCACGUAUGAGUGAGCGGGCAGUGUAGGCCAAACCUUAGCAUGUUAGUCGCCUUAGCAUGUUAGCUUCCCACAGUCCGAUGACAAAUCCGAGUGCAAUAUUAUAAACAUAUACAAGGAUUACUGAGAGUAACGUUAAUAGAUUAUCAGUAAAUCACUGCUAACAUUUUAGGUCAUUCUGCACCACUUCAGCACAAACUGUCUACCUGCACGUCUGAUGCUAAUUAAUCUGUAGUAGAAACUCUUAAUUUCCCUCCUCUUUGCACAGAAUCCACAGACGUGAUUGAUCACUGAACAGUGAAUUUCUAAUAACCAUUUAACGAACAUUUCUUUUUUCAGCAUUAAUGCCUGUGUGUAGGGACUGCGUGGUCCCUCGCGGGUUUCCGGAUAUCCAGUUAUGGAAAACUGGAAAUCUUGGGAGUAGCUGAGGUGACACAAGCACUCGCACCCGCCAUAGCUGAGUGUGAUUGGCCGGGAGACCCAUUAAUCAAACAAAAAACACACUCUUAAAUACCUACAUUAUCAUUUACUUUUUUAAAUUUUUGUGGAAGAGUUAUUUUCAAAAUGUCUAGACAGACACAUUAGAAUUAAAAUGAUCUACUGAAAGCGGAACUUUUUUUUGGGAAAUCACUUAAUUUACUUUUUGUUGUUGUUGUUGUUGUUGAUGUUGUUGAUGUUCAUUCUUGAUGUUUGGGAGAUAAUUAUACAUCGUGAAGAGAAUCUGAGCUUAAAUGUCCACUUAUUGAUUCUUAAUCUUCAGCUACAUCUCACUGUCUUCUCUUCAACACUCUGAUUCAUUAUUAACUGGACCUCUGACCUUUGAUUCCCUUCACCGUUUAAGUACUUUUGUAUUUUUAAAACGUUUAUUUUUCAUGUCACAACCUUUGCUCUGCUGGACCAACACUCACUGUGAGCUCCGAGGACCCACGUCCUUUUAUUUUUUUAACUGAUCAAGAGAAUCCUUCACAUUCUUCUAAUUUCACUCACUGUCCGAUUGUUGGUUUCUAUUAAUUUCUGUUGAUGUCUAUUAAGGAUUAUGUUUAUUUUGUAUUGAUGUCUUGUCAGUGGGAUGCAGGGGAGGGAUCACUCUGUAGAGAUGAGAAUAAUAAAGAUGUAUUUAUUUUCAGUACA